AUGGCGGCCCGAUCACGGCUAGGCUGCUUCUCCUGCCGCCGUCGCAAGAAGAAAUGUGACGAAGUGAAGCCCAUCUGCACAGCCUGCUUGCGCAAUGAUCUUCGCUGCGAAUGGCCAGAUCCGAAUGCGAGCCCUCGGGCCCCCGGCAGAGCAUCAGCCAAGGCAUCGGGAUCUACGCAAACAUUCGAUGCUACCCUUGUACCCGCGUCAGACGCGUGGGCCCUAGCCUCGAGAGAGUCUGCGCGUCGCAAUUUGCCCGCUACGAUCCCUGCCUCGCCGUCGUCUUUUUUGCUGCCGGGCUCGGCGAUUACGGGCUCGGAGACGUGGAGGCUGCUGGAUCAUUAUCUCAAAGAUACGGCGAAUCGCCUCGCUUGUCUUCAAGAUAGCGCGAAUCCGUUCCUUCAUACACUCUUGCCGGCGGCUCUGGGCGAUGAGUUGUUAAUGAAUUCCAUCCUCGCGCUGUCGGGCGUUCAUCUGAUGCAGCGACUUCCAGAGCUGAGUUCGGACAUUCAGUCCUUGACGUGGUCGAGCUAUACGCGCGCUUUGAAGCAGCUUCGGCUGACGCUCCCAACGGCGUUCGGGCAAGGCAGUAGCGUAGAUGCUGCAUGGCGCGCCCUGCUAGUUGUUUUAAUAUUCUAUCUUCUAGAGGCGACAAGGGGUAAUGAUCCGAAGGCUAUGCAAAGGCAUCUAGGAGGCGCACACCAUCUAAUGGCCUACGUGAAAAAUGCAAAUGCAAGUCCAACCCAACCUAGUAUCGUAUCUUUCACUACGGAGCUCUACAUAUACAAUGCCGCCCUCGCAUCAUUCACGACCAACUGCUCCCCGACCCCGAUUAUGCUCCCCAAUGCCUGGACCACGACCCCCGCGACCGCGGGUCCUGAAAUCGGCGUCCUAUGCGGCUGCGCUUAUGAGCUUUUCACUCUAGUCCCACGCGUCUCUGCCCUGCUCUGGGAAGAAUCAUCCCACUCUCAAUCCGGAAAUGGCCAAAAUCCACAUCUGGUCAGCCAAUACCAUGUCCUCCGAGCACAAAUCUCGAAUUGGAUUCCCCGCAGCGACCAGCAAGAAUUGAUCCUAUGCGCCGAACUCUACCAGCAAAGCCUACUGCUACUUCUUGACUCGCGGUUUGCCGAUGACGCGCAGAGUUGUAUCGAUCAGGCGUUUAGAGUGUUGGAGUCGCUUCUUUCCCGGUUACCACCUACAUCUCCCAUUGCGACGACGGCCACUUGGCCUGUUUUUGCUAUUGGUAUUCAUGCCCGUGAUCCGCAUCAGAAGGAGCUGGCGCGGUCUUACCUGCGUGAUCUCGUUCGGGUUUUUGGAAUGGGUGUUAUGGAGACGGCGUUGAACCAGCUUGAGGAGGUGUGGGCUGCUGGACCCGGGGUGGAUGUUGCUAGUAGGAUUUUUACGAAUCGGAAUGAAUUGCUUUUGUUAUGUUAG
This is a messenger RNA of Penicillium argentinense, 1434 nucleotides long. RefSeq names its product Zn(II)2Cys6 transcription factor. The coding region runs from base 1 to 1434 and encodes 477 amino acids. The record is from RefSeq and is a predicted model, not a curated record. Gene Ontology annotation, cellular component: nucleus. Gene Ontology annotation, molecular function: zinc ion binding; transcription cis-regulatory region binding; DNA-binding transcription factor activity, RNA polymerase II-specific. Gene Ontology annotation, biological process: positive regulation of transcription by RNA polymerase II. Lineage: Eukaryota; Fungi; Ascomycota; Eurotiomycetes; Eurotiales; Aspergillaceae. The transcript has 2 exons.